AUGAAGAGUUUAAGGAGAGAUUUGUCUGCCAACCCUCAGGCCGCAAAUGUCACCAGCAAGGUCUUUGUGAGGUCCACGAAAAGUGGAAAGGUGCAAAAGAUUGUCCGCGAGCUCUAUCUGAGAGAAGAUAUUCCUUGUUCCUCUAAGCUCUGCUCACAAUGCCCGACAAUUGCGCCGGCUGAUGCCAAUGGAAACAUUGCGCCGUUCAUCCUAUCUGAUCGCCCCGCAGGUACGAAGGCAUUCCCACGAGGCCACUACCUUGUUCCAGAUACAAAUGCGCUUCUUAAUGGAAUGGAUCUGUUUGAACAUACGGGGGCCUUCUAUGAUGUGAUUGUUCUUCAGACCGUCCUCGAGGAACUGAGAAAUCGAUCACUACCACUCUACAACCGUCUCUUGGCCUUGGUCAAGUCAGACGAAAAGCGCUUUUACCUCUUUUUCAAUGAGUUUCGCCGCGAGACUCAUGUUCGGAGAGGUCCGGAGGAAACAAUCAACGACAGGAAUGAUCGCGCCGUGCGCCUGGUAGCAAGCUGGUACGGAUCCCACUUGCAACAAUCGAUCAAGAAGGGAAAGAAAGAGAAAGCGAUACCAGCAAUUGUGGUUAUCACUGACGACAAGGAGAACCUUCGGAAAUCUAAGGAAGAAAACGUGACGGCCUUGUCGCUAUCCGACUAUGUCUCCGGCUUGGAGGGUUCGGAGAUGUUACUGGACAUGAUUAGCGAGUCCAAGGAUGCGCGAGAUGCCAAGGAGAUGGCUCGUGGGGAACUGCUUUACCCCGAGUACUUUUCCAUGUCGAAACUCACAACUGGUCUGCGAGCUGGAACAUUGCACCAAGGAGUGUUUAAUGUUUCGCCUUACAACUACCUGGAAGCCUCUGUUAAGACCGCAGCUUUCGAUAAACCGCUUCUCAUUCUGGGCCGCGAUAAUAGUAACCGCGCUAUUGCAGGCGAUGUUGUCGUGCUCGAAAUUCUUCCACAAGAUCAGUGGAAAAGCCCUUCGACUAAGAUUGUGGACGAGGAGGCUGUGACCCGUAACGACAACCCUGAUACCGAAGAGACAGAGGCAGUGGUGACAGAUAGAGAACGCAAAGCUCUCCAGGAAGAAGUCAAAAAGGCUCAUGGCAAGAACUCAGAAGGGAAGCCACAGCCUACCGCCAAGGUUGUAGGCGUGAUCAAGCGCGGCUGGCGUCAAUACGUCGGUCACGUUGACUCCAACUCUACUGGCUCACAGACCUCUGGUAGACGCCAACAAAAUGUGUUCCUACUGCCGAUGGACAAGCGGAUCCCUAAGAUCAGAGUACGCACGAGACAAGCUGCCGAUAUUCUCGGCCAGCGCAUUCUCGUCACCAUUGAUUCUUGGGAUCGGGAUUCUCGAUACCCCACCGGUCACUUCAUUCGUUCUUUGGGUGAGUUAGAAACCAAGGGAGCCGAAACCGAGGCUCUACUGCUCGAAUAUGACGUGCAAUACAAACCUUUCCCGAAAUCUGUACUGGACUGUCUCCCGUCUGAGGGCCAUGAUUGGAAAGUCCCGGUUUCAAAGGAGGACAAGGGUUGGAACGGCCGCAAAGAUCUCCGAGACUUGCUUAUUUGCAGUAUCGAUCCUCCCGGUUGUCAAGAUAUUGACGAUGCACUUCAUGCUCGCCUUCUACCAAACGGAAACUUCGAGGUCGGUGUCCACAUUGCGGACGUAUCGCACUUCGUCAAACCCAACAACCCAAUGGAUCUCGAGGCUAGUGUUCGCGGAACUACUGUCUACCUAGUCGAUAAGCGUAUCGACAUGCUUCCGCAUCUUCUUGGUACGGAUUUGUGCUCUCUCAAGCCAUACGUUGAGCGAUAUGCGUUCUCGGUUUUGUGGGAGGUGACACCCGAUGCCGAAAUUGUGUCUUCGAACUUCACCAAGUCGGUCAUUCGCUCCCGGGAAGCAUUCAGUUACGAACAAGCUCAGUUGCGCAUUGAUGACAAAUCGCAACAAGAUGAGCUCACCCAGAGCAUGCGCACCCUCUUGAAAUUCUCCAAGAUUCUCCGUCAGAAGCGUAUGGAUGCCGGUGCCUUGAACCUUGCUUCCCCGGAAGUACGCAUUGAGUCCGAGGGCGACGAAGUGGGUGACCCUCUGACAGACGUCAAGACGAAGGCUAUGCUUGACACCAACAGCUUGGUCGAGGAAUUCAUGCUUCUCGCCAAUAUUACUGUUGGUUCGAAGGUCUACGAGUCCUUCUCCCAGACGGCCUUGCUACGUCGCCAUGCCACUCCCCCGCCCCAAAACUUCGAGGAACUCAUGAACCAACUCUCGAAGAAGCGGAACAUGGAGCUCGAUGUUUCCAGUUCGCGAGCUCUGGCUGACUCCUUGGAUCGCUGCGUUGAUCCUAAGAACCCAUUCUUCAACACUCUAGUCCGUAUCCUGGCGACCCGUUGUAUGACCUCUGCCGAGUACUUCUGUGCAGGUGCCUUUGCCGAGUCUGAGUUCCGCCAUUACGGUCUUGCCUCGCCCAUCUAUACCCACUUUACAUCACCCAUUCGACGUUACGCCGAUCUGAUGGUCCAUCGUCAACUGGCUUCUGCCAUUGGGUACGAAGGAGAGGAUGGACAUGCAAUCAUCGAGGGUGUUACCACCCGAAACAAGCUUGAAGAUAUCUGCCGAAACAUCAACGUCCGUCACCGCAAUGCACAGCAUGCCGGCCGCGCUAGUAUCGAAUACUACGUUGGUCAGGCUCUCAAGGCUCGCGGAGAGAAGAUGGCCGCCGACGGCGUUGACGCGGGCAUUGAAGAAGAAGGAUAUGUCAUGCGUGUCUUCGAGAACGGUGUCGUCAUCUUCGUUCCCCGUUUCGGUAUCGAGGGUGUCGUUCGUCUAGAGGACUUUGUCCUGCCCGGUGAAUCUGGAGCACGCUCCGUCGCCGAGAGACGGGAGCUGGCCCCUCACCGUACCACAGACUUUGAUAAUGAGGAAUACACCCUUCGUGUAUCAGAGAAGGGUCAGGAGACUGACCGCAGUGUCACUGUCGAACUCUUCCAGAGGGUUCGUGUCAAUGUCAGCUCAGUCAAGGAGGAGGGUCGUGGUGCUGGCAAGAGAAGGGUUCGGAUUCUGGUUACGGAGGCAUGA
Molecule: messenger RNA, 3093 nt
Organism: Penicillium paradoxum
Lineage: Eukaryota; Fungi; Ascomycota; Eurotiomycetes; Eurotiales; Aspergillaceae
Product: exosome catalytic subunit DIS3
Exons: 2
Coding region: 1-3093 (1030 amino acids)
Biological process (GO): rRNA catabolic process
Cellular component (GO): cytoplasmic exosome (RNase complex); nuclear exosome (RNase complex)
Molecular function (GO): RNA binding; endonuclease activity; 3'-5'-RNA exonuclease activity
Source: RefSeq, a predicted model, not a curated record